UUUUUUUUUAUGUGGCGACUCUGCGGGCUGUGUUUACACCUCUAGCGCGUCGUCUCGGCGUGACUCAGGUCGGAGCUGUGUUAUUCCUGCUAUUACUCGACCAAAUCACCAUUCUCCGUGCAGGAUAAGAUGAGAGGAGCAGCUCCUGCUUAAAAAGAAAACGCUGAUUAGAAUUAUUGCCUCUAUAGAAGGCACAAGGAAACUUCAUGUCCACAAAUGCAGCAGGUAAGAGUGGAACAGCUGCAAAAGUAGAACCACCAGCUACAAAGAUGGAAUCAUCUGCUGCAAAUGUAGGAACACCUACAAAAAAGGUGGUAACACGAGCUACAAAGGUUACAACACGUGCUUCAGUAGUGGCGCCUCCCGCUGCAAAAGUGGCGACUCCCGCUGCGAAGGUGGCGACUCCCGCUGCAAAAGUGGCGACUCCAGCUGCGAAGGUGGCGACUCCAGCUGCGAAGGUGGCGACUCCCGCUGCAAAGGUGGCGACUCCCGCUGCGAAGGUGGCGACUCCCGCUGCAAAGGUGGCGACUCCCGCUGCAAAGGGAGCAACGCCCGCUGUGAAGGUGGCAACACCCGCUCCAAAGGUGGCAACGCCUGCUCCGAAGGUGGCGACGCCAGCUGCGAAGGUGGCGACGCCCGCUGCGAAGGUGGCGACGCCCGCUGCGAAGGUGGCGACGCCCGCUGCGAAGGUGGCGACGCCCGCUGCGAAGGUGGCGACGCCCGCUACAAAGGUGGCAACGCCCGCUGCAGUGGUGACGCCCGCUACUAAAGUGGCGACACCCGCUGCAAAGGUGGCGACACCCGCUGCAAAGGUGGCGACACCCGCUGCAAAGGUGGCGACACUCGCUGCAAAGGUGGCGACACCCACUGCAAACGUGGCGACACCCACUGCAAAUGUGGCAACACCCACUGCAAAGGUGGCGACACCCGCUGCAAAGGUGGCGACACCCGCUGCAAAGGUGGCGACACCCGCUGCAAAGGUGGCGACACCCGCUGCAAAGGUGGCGACACCCGCUGCAAGUGUGACGACACCCACUGCAAACGUGGCAACACCCACUGCAAACGUGGCAACACCCGCUGCAAAGGUGGCAACGCCCGCUGCAAACGUGGCAACGCCUGCUGCAAACGUGGCAACGCCCGCUGCAAAUGUGGCAACGCCCGCUGCAAAGGUGGCAACGCCCGCUGCAAAGGUGGCAACGCCCGCUGCAAAGGUGGCAACACCCGCUGCAAACGUGGCAACGCCUACUGUGAAAGUGGCAGCUCCUGCUGCAAAGGUUGCAACCUCCGGUGGGAAGGAGGCUGCCCCCGCUGCAAAGGUGGCAACGCCUUCUUCAAAUGUGGUAACACCUACAAAUGCUUCAGUGCCCGAUACAAAAGUGGCAGCGCCUGGUGCAAAUGCAGCAACGUCUGCUACAAAGGGUGCAGCACCAUUGCAGCAGGUGGCACCAUGUAACGUGAAGGUGGAAGCACCUACUAUAAAUGUAACACCUGCCGCAAAGGUAGCACAGCCUGCUGCAAACAACACGCCACCUGUAACAAACAAUGCCCCGUCUACUCCAAACAAACCUGCAGAAUUAAAGGUGGGCACUAAUGUAAAUGCCGCUGCCAAUACCAAUAAGAAGAAAAAAAAUAAGAGAAAGAAGAAAAAUAAUGCCCCUCUCAACACAGCAAGUAGUACCAAUGCAACCCCCACAACUGCUGCCACCGCUGCUACCACUGCUGCUACCACCACUGCUGCUGCCCCCGUUACUGCCCCUGUUACUGCCCCUGCUGCUGCCACUGCAUCCUCAAAUACUGCCACUUCCACCACCACAACUACUCCCACUAACAAACCUAUUAAUAAUACCACUGCGUCUGCUAGCAAUGUCCAAAGUGCCAUGCCAAAUACCAAUGCAAAAGGUAAAAAAAGGAAGAGAAAGGCUAAAAUUGAUGCACAGAAUAUGCCUCCACCACAAAAGCAGCUUGUAAUCCAGAAUACAUUCAACAAACCUGCAGGGGCUCGAUUCCCUAAUACUGCGGGCUCACUUAAAAGGAAGCGAGAUGAUUCUCUAAGUGCUCGUGGAGGAGCACCAAAUCGACUCAAGAGUCGCCCUAACAGGAAAUUUAUAAAUACUACUGCUGUACGUGCCCAGCUGUAUCGUGGUGCUGGUGCAGAAGAUGAUUACUUUGGGUAUUGGGGCUCUGGAGGGAAGAAGGAGUAUGUCCGACAAUUCGGAGAAAUCGGAUCUGGCGUCGUUUUUCCAUCUUAUCUUGACACACCAGAAGAUAAUAUUAGUAAUAGUAGUAGAGGAAAUAAGAGAGGCAAGCUUAAUAAGAAUAGAGGAGGAUUUGGCCACUAUCAAGUCUCAAGUUACCAGACAGCCAUCCAGGGAUACUUUCCAGAUGAUGAUGGAUCUAGUGCAAAUGCCAUCCCUGUAUCAUGGAGUAAGGAGGGAGGAUUAAGGAAGACCUUCAGGGGAGGCAAACCCUUAACACCUGAUAGACGAAGCGCUAACACCAACCUGAUUGCACUGUCAAGGAAUAAAAGCGAGCUAAUGGAUUUUUCCACAGGACAAAGUGACUGGAGUCCAAGAGGAAGAGGAAAUGCUGGCCAAAGAGGAGGAUUUAAUGCUGGCCAGAGAGGAGGAAAUGUUGGUCAGAGAGGAGGCUUCAAUGCUGGUCAGAGAGGAGGCUUCAAUGCUGGCCAGAGGGGAAGCUUCAGUGCUGGUCAGAGAGGAGGCUUCAAUGAUGGUCAGAGAGAAGGUGGAAAUGCUGGUCAGAGAGGAGGUGGAAAUGCAGGUCAGAGAGGAGGUGGAAAUGCAGGUCAGAGAGGAGGAGGAAAUGCUGGUCAGAGAGGAGGAGGAAAUGCUGGUCAGAGAGGAGGAGGAAAUGCUGGUCAGAGAGGAGGAGGAAAUGCUGGUCAGAGAGGAGGAGGAAAUGCUGGUCAGAGAGGAGGAGGAAAUGCUGGUCAGAGAGGAGGAAAUGCAGGUCAGAGAGGAGGAGGAACUGCAGGUCAGAGAGGAGGAUUUAAUUCUGGUCAGAGAGGAGAAUCAAAUGCUGGUCCAAGAGGAAGAGGAAAUGCUGGUCAGAGAGGAUUUAAUUCUGGUCAGAGAGGAGAAUCAAAUGCUGGUCCAAGAGGAAGAGGAAAUGCUGGUCAGAGAGGAGGAUUCAAUUCUGGCCAGAGAGGAGAAUCAAAUGUUGGUCUAAGAGGAAGAAAUUCUGGUCCGGGAGGAAGAGGAAGUGCUGGUCCAAGAGGAGAAAAUGCCACCGGAAAUAAAAGCUCUCCUAAGUUUGGAAAUCGAAGUGCUUCCUAUGAAAGUAUUCGUGUUACCUUUAGGAGCGGAGGAAGUGCCUUUGAUGGUGAAGAUGGUAACUUUGGAGUGAGAAGUAGUUCCUUUGAAAAUUCAAGUGGUAACUUUGGAGUGAGAAGUAGUUCCUUUGAAAAUUCAAGUGGUAACUAUGGAAAUGAUAACUAUGGAAAUAACUAUAGAAACGAUAAGUAUGGUGAUGAUAACUUCAGAAGUGAAAAUGAAAACUUUGGAGGUAAAAACUAUAGAAAUGAAAAUGAUGACUUUGGAGGUAAAAACUACAGAAAUGAAAAUGAUAACUUUGGAGGUGGGACUUCAGGCCAUAGAUUAUCCUAUGAAUCCAGUGAGCCCCACACCACAAGUGGAAAUGCUGGUCAGUGGAACUGGGAAGACAAGAAUAAACCCCAAAAAGGAUACUCUAGUUUCCAGGAGCAAAAUCAGAGUACGUGGAGGUGUCCAGCUGACAAUCAACAACAUGCUUCGUCCAGUAAUGACAGGUAUCACGAGCAGCCACCGCCCCCAGCUUUUUAUAACUCUCCACAAACUGAAGUUGUCAGGCAUUCGUUAGAUUUUCCUCCACCCUCUUUCAAUAUGCCCAUAAGAUCUGAGGGUAUGAGGGGUUCAUACAGUGACCCUUCUUUGAAUAAUUCAGGAGCGUCUGAUAUAAGAUCUUCACAUAAUGAGCAUUCACAUUUCUCAAACACCCAAGGCUCUUACAGUGCUAAACACUCACAAAAUGAACCACCAGCCUAUUUUACUAGCCAAGGACCAAUGUACAAUUCAAAAUACCCUCAGAAUGAACCUUCAUCUUAUUAUAGUAAUCCAGUUUCUGAUAUGAAACCCCCUAUGAAUACCUCUCAGGAGAUGUCCAAUGUGCAUUCAUUGGCAUAUGAACCUCAUAAGUACACAAUGAACGAAAACUCCGACUUUCCCAGGACUGCAGGACAAUCGGGGUACCACACUGCACCCACUCCAUCUCAUGAUGUUAUGAGAUACUCAACAAGUGAGGGUUCAAACUUUAGUAAUGUUGGAAAAAGUAACAGUGAAAUAAGAUAUGCUUGGAGUGAAAAGCCACCCCCAGCAAACAUUCCUUCAACUUCUUCUUAUGGAAGGUAUUCACAGAAUGAAUCAUCUAACUACAAUAGUGGUCAGAUGUCUUCACCAGGAAGACAUUCGGCACGUCCACCUCCAGAUUUUAAUUCCUCUAAUACGUCAUUGAAUAAAAUGCAUUUAUCAAAUGAACCCAGUAAGUAUUUUAAGAGUACUGAAGUAUCUUCUAAUUCAAGAUACUCGGAAAAUGUGUCUUCACGUUACUUUACUGCUCCAUCUAACAAGGAUCAUAGUCUCUCUAUAAGUGAGCCUUCAAGUUUUGGCACUCGAGCAUCUUAUAAUGCCAGAGAUUCACUAAGCAACCAUUCAGAUUUUCUAGACUCGUCAGAAUCAUUGUAUGAUCAGAGAUAUUCUUUGAAUAAGCCAUUAUCUUCAAACCCAUAUACAACAAGCUCAUAUACAACAGGUUACAGUACAGGUAAUAGACAGUACUUAAAGGAAACCUCAAUGCCCAGUAACAAUCGCUCAGUGCCUACAAAAGAUCACCCAAUGAGUAAAUCUGCAUAUUUUAAGCCACGCAGUUCAUACCCAAAGUGAUAAAAAAGCACAGUCUUUCUCCAGAAGUCAAGCACUGUCUAACAUGAAGUUCCCACUGAAUUGACCAAGAACUAUAUUCAAAUCUUCAGUGUCUUCCAAGGGGAAAAAGUGUACUUUAAAUAGACCAACAUCCUGUAAUAGUACUUCAUGUAAUGUGAGACAUGGUUGAAAUAUAACUGAAGCUUACUAUAGUACUUCUGCAGAUACUUAACCAUUAUGCUACAUCUUAUGAAUUUAGAAAUGAAACUUAAUUCCAAGUACCAUUAGAGAUGUCAAUACCUGGUCAGACACAACUAAUAAAUGAGCUAGAAUUUGAUCAUCAACUGAGAAUGAGUUCACUGACUACUGUAUCUGAUAAUACCUUUAGUAUCAGAACAUAGUAAUGCAUUGAUUUUAAAUGUAUCUGUGAUCUUGAAUGUAUUUUUUUAAGGGAACUUGGGUCAAACUUGUCCAUGAUUAGUUUGCCUUCUUUUAUCAUAGCUUGACGACGAGGCUUUAAAUCUUUCAAAUUUGUCUCUGGGUUAGACUUUCUUAUUAAUGUUGAGAAAGUUAUAUAAAGCAUGUGUGGCAUGAUGACCAAACCACACAUUAGAAGAAGAAGAGACGAUGUUUCGGUCCGUCCUGAAACAAUUUAAAGGUUUGUGCAGGACCAUUAUCACACACGACUUGAUAAUGGUUCAAGAUGGACCGAAAUGUCGUCGUCCCUUCAUUUUCAGAUGUGUGGUUUGGUCAUCAUAUUCUCAGCCACAUUAUUGUGAAUACUUCUGCAUAUAUGGCAUGUAAAACUCGUCAUUAAAACCUGUUUCAUUUGACUUGCUGAUUGGCAGUGAAAUACCUAAAAUGUCAAGAAAAGCAAAAUCUUUUUUUAUUUAUUAACAUAACUGUAAUUUAUACAUUGUGCAGUUUGUGCAGCAGUUUAUAAAAAACUUUUUUGUUGCAACAUAUAUAUUAAUGUUAAUUUAGGAUUAUUGUAUAUUAAACUGUAUGAAAUCAGCAAUAGUGGCAUGUAUACUGUACAAAUUUUUGUUGACUGCUACGUAUAUGAGUUUCAACAUCAAACAAGUACUGAAUGGAAAAUUUAAAAAAAAAAAGUAAGCUAAUUUAUUGUAAGUGUUGCAUAGUACAUACAUAUUGUAUUAUAAUUUCAGUGUUUUAACUCUCCCAUCUGAUCUGGUUUAUUGAAGCAGCAUCACAAUUCAGCACUUGGCAAUGUCUAGAGUUAAAACAAAACAAAUUUCAUCUGAUCAAAUUACUUGUGAUUUUACGAAAUUUAUAAAAUACCUGGAAAAUCUGCAAGAGUGUCACACGGGGGGGAAUUUUCUGCAGUUAUUGACAUAUAUAUAUUAGCAUCUUUUGUUGCUGUCGGUGGGUAUUGGAAGCAACAGGCUACUCUCGAAAAGAAUACCUUUAUAAAGUUUGCACUACAAUAAAUGCCAAGAACAAAACAUUCAAGAUCUUUAUAUAUAUAAUGAAUGGUUUUAUGGAUAUUUUCACUGAUGUUAUAGGUUUAUUAUAUUUAUUUUCAUGCUUUUAUGUGUCACUGAGUUUGAAAAGUAAAGUGAGGCCCCCCCCCCCCCCCCCCCCCCCCAACACUGUAAAUGCUAAAAAAUAAUUGAGUUAGCUUGGCAUUUUUUGUUUGACCCCUUAAAUGGCUAAGCUAAUUAAAAUUCCUACAUUGUGGUACGCACGAAAAAAAAUAUAUUCAUAAUUUAUAAGGAUCAUUCACAUGUGAUGAUAUAAGCACAGGAUGCAAAUGAGGUAGUAUAUAGCAAUUGAAACCAUUUGAGGGUUAAGGCACAAUUUAGAGAACACGUGUUGUAACAAUUCGGUAAUUGAGUGGGCUGAUAUUUUAACGGGACAUUUUUGGACAAAAGAAUAAAAUAUCUUGAGAUAGAUCAGAGGGAAUAUUAGUACUGGUGGCAAACCAUAUACUGUACUUCUUUGGGUAUGGUAAUUGAUCGUCAAUGAUUUGAAGGGUCUGAGGCUUUGUUCAUUUUUUUAUUGUUAAUGUUAACUUACUGGGGAUAUUCAUUGAUUUGAAAUAUUGUGAAAGACAUCAUUCUUUCUGACUUUUUUGAGGAAAAUGAUUGUUCAGUCAUUUCUUCCUAAUCCAUAGAAGAACCACCUGCCUUCAGGAAAUACACUGUAACUCUGUUUUAGAAAUGAAAGUUUAAUGUGACUCAGAGGUUAGAUAAAUAAAGCCUAAAGAAAGAUAUAUUUAUUUAUUUCAACUCUGGCCAGGUUAUUAUUAAAAGAUGCUGAGCAUCUUUUCAACUCUGGCAGGGUUAAUCAUACCAAGAUGCUGGCAUCAUUUUGGUGGCAGCAUCAGUAGUGGUGAAUAUGGCAAGCAUUUAUUACUAACAAUGACAGUGGCAGCACUUAUGUUUUGUGGGACUGUGGUCUGGUUCCAUGGUCUUGUUUAGAUAAUUUCCGAGAAGUUUUGACUCGUUUAAGUUGGUCUUUGUUUAGUCCUAUUAUAAGAAAUGUUGACUCCUGGUUAAGUACAGUAUGUCCAAGUUUGUGGGGUGCUAGAGGAAGCAAGUAGUUGUAGUUAAUAGUGGCGAUUGGAUUAAUAGCAUAAAGGACCAUGUGGAUGAAUCUUACCAGUAUGUGAAAGCACUCUGGGUCACAAGCAUCGUGCAUUAACAUAGUAGGGGUAAUGAUAGUGAUAAUAGUUGGUUAGUACUAGUAGUUGUAAUAGUGGUGUACUCACAGUAUACAGUGGCAGUAUUUCUUGUCCUUCCAUCUGCUCAAUGUUUAAAAAGAAGAGACAUUGGAGCUUUCAAGUGCUUUGAUGAUCUAUUAUACUGUUUUUGAAUUAUGUAUUCACUCUUUUUUUUGUCUUUGAAUUAUAUUUUUGAGUAUAUUUUAACUUGAAUUCUGAACACUAUAACUUGUUUAAGGUACUGUACCCAUAAUAGCAGUUGCAUUUUAAGGAAACCGUUUAAUUUAAGCACUAGUUAAAUAAUAAUUUUAUUUGAACAACCCAAAAAUAUUUGACAUGCAUGCGAUAUGGCAUAGUUUAAAAUUGUCUUGGUGUGUAUAUUAUACAGUAUUUCUGAUCUUUGUGAUUUAGAGCUUGCUGUAAUGAAGACAAGUGUCUUGCUUCUUUACCACACAUUAAUUUGUUUAAAUUAUGGUUGGGGCUACCACGUGAGUUUCAUCAAAAUAGUUCAUUAUUUUUCAUAGUUCAUUAUUUUUCAUAAAACUUAUUUCCAAUCUUGAAGUUUUGUAUAGAUUUUACCCAGCUGUAAACUGAACCUUGAAACCUUUUCUUAAUAACAGAUUCUCCAAUUAUUUUAUUUUUAAUAUAUAUAUAUAUAUAUAUAUAUAUAUAUAUAUAUAUAUAUAUAUAUAUAUAUAUAUAUAUAUAUAUAUAUAUAUAUUUUUACUUUUGUGAUCAUAGCAGUCAUUGACUUUUAUGCUUGUGCCCUGGCUAGGGUAGGGAGUCGGAUACAAACAAUAUCGAAUAGGAGACUGAUUCCUCUCACAUUCCCAAGUCCACUGAAGAUGAAUACUACAACACUUCUGCCACCCUCUAUUUUAGUUUCUGAGCUGUCCAUGAGUUGACUAACCAAUAGGAAGGUUGAGAUGUCGUAUCUUUAUUGCCUCACAGCUUGUGUAGGUUGUAAUUAAAACCUUUGUUUGCCUACCUACCCCUAGAUGAUGAUGUAUAUACAGUAUAAUAAUUACUUGGUGUUCAAGCUGGUUAUAGGGGAACUAAGCUGUUUUAUAUAUACAUACUGGAAUUUGAAAGAAAUGUUAACAUUCUUCAAGCAAUUAUUUGACCAAAAAUUAUGCUUGAUUAAUGGCUUUGCUUUUGGUAUAGGCUUGUACCUUUACAUUAGAAAUGUUGAUAACCAAAGAGGAACAGUCUCUGCUUUUUCUCAAGAACAUUUGACUGUUAAAAAAAAUAUUCAUCUUUUUCCUCUUCUCAUUAUUGAAAUGCAGCAGGUGAUGUUAAUAACUAGGGACAUUUGUCCUGACCUAUGUGAUGAAAAUAUGAAAACAGUUUUGAGACAUUAUAUCAUUGUGUAGAAGGUAAUACAAAAGUUGAGACAUUUCAGUACAUAUUGUGUAGAAGGUAAAUACAAUGUGGAGACAUUUUUAGACAUACUGGACUGUAUUGCGUUGAGGGUUAUAUGAAGUGGAGACGUUUCUGUCACAUCAUAUUCAAGGCAAUUCAGUGAGCAUGUGGUAGUUUAUGGCUAUGGCUAUCCACAUUACUUACUAGAAUGCAAAGAGUCCUUUUUGAGAUAGAAAUUAUAGAUUUUGUAUAAAAAAAAUGAAAAGCAGUAGCUAUAUAGUGGUAUAUAGCAGUGCACAAAAAACAUCUAUUAUGCACCCAACAGUGAGAUGGAGAUUAUAAUGCGUGUUAUUGAUAGCUUAUACUGUAUUUCAGCGAAACUUUGUAGCAUAUACUUAUUGCACAUUGGAGCAGACUGUACAUAGUGUUACACUUCAACUAUACUGAAUCUUCCUCCUGAAUUGUUGCUUUAUGUUAAAAUUCUCAAUGUAAAUUUAUUCAUUUAUAAUAGAUAGCAGAAGAUUUUAUGGCAUAUGAUAAUUGGAUGAUGUACUUCACAUUUGAAUUCUCUUAAAAUGAUAAUGUCAAUAUUGUGCAGUUAUGAUAAUCAUGAGUAAAAAUAUUACUUAAUUUUUUAAAUGUUUCUAUAUUACUGGAAUAAGGCUGGUAAAGUUUAAAGAAUAAACAGGUGUUGAGUGUAA
Molecule: messenger RNA, 9662 nt
Organism: Procambarus clarkii (red swamp crayfish)
Lineage: Eukaryota; Metazoa; Arthropoda; Malacostraca; Decapoda; Cambaridae
Product: hornerin
Biological process (GO): peripheral nervous system myelin maintenance; regulation of RNA splicing
Cellular component (GO): nucleus; cytoplasm
Source: RefSeq, a predicted model, not a curated record